AUGUUCGGACUUAAGACCGUCGUUGCCCUCAUUGGCCUCGCUUCCAUCGUCGCCGCUGCCCCGGCCGAGGACAACCGCGUCCACGUCAAGCGCCAGGGUGAUGACAUCAAGAACUGCUACUGCGGCAGGGACACCGGCUCCGCGCUUGUCAGCGACCCCGACACCACCAAGGCUGCCUGUGCCGACUACGGCUCAUACGCCGGCCCCUACCCCACCAGGUGCCAGAUCAUCAUCGACAUCAACGAGCCUCUGUACAUUGACAAGUGCAAGGCUCUCGGCCAGCCCACUGGCUGGUGCGAGAAAUAA
Colletotrichum chrysophilum is the source of this 306-nucleotide messenger RNA. RefSeq lists its product as uncharacterized. NCBI's taxonomy places the organism in Eukaryota, Fungi, Ascomycota, Sordariomycetes, Glomerellales, Glomerellaceae. Bases 1 to 306 code for a protein of 101 amino acids. The record is from RefSeq and is a predicted model, not a curated record. The transcript has 3 exons.